Messenger RNA from Dendroctonus ponderosae (mountain pine beetle), 3350 nucleotides. RefSeq names its product putative dipeptidase UREG_03382. Bases 443 to 2671 code for a protein of 742 amino acids. The transcript has 14 exons. The record is from RefSeq and is a predicted model, not a curated record. Gene Ontology annotation, molecular function: metallodipeptidase activity. Lineage: Eukaryota; Metazoa; Arthropoda; Insecta; Coleoptera; Curculionidae. Gene Ontology annotation, biological process: proteolysis.
UCGUGCGGAGGCUCAGAUUUUGCUGCAGCCGCAGAAGUCAGUAGUCCCGCAGGAAGACUGUUUAGGCAGCAGGUUCUGGGACGGUCGCGCGCGAUCCAGAUCACGCGUUUUCGUCGUUGAUCCGGAAAAGUUUCGGGCCGAUGUUCAAACUUUUCCGACGUGUUCAGCCGACCUAAUUGGUUGUUCAAGUUUCCGGCGUUGGUUGCACUGUUCGCAUUGGUUGCCAAUCGGAUUACUGUGUAACUCUGUAAAUAGUUUACUGUGUUAAUGUGCUAAGUGAAACUGGUGGCUUUCACCGGCUCUUUGGUUACAACAGUCAAAACACCGGAAGCUGUUUGAACCUGAAUGGAUCAUAAUUUGUCCAUGGAUUUUUGGAGCGCCUCCAGAGUGAAGCUUUCCUUCCUCUGAAACCUUUGUCAGUACCAGUGUGCUACUAAAAGAGAUGAAGAGUCAAAAGGUGACGAAAAGCUCCAAGUACACCCAAGCAUCCCCCAGUGACGUCCUCGAGUACCAAAACGUCGGCCAAACGAUAAUCCCACUCUCACCCCAAGGAGCGAUUAGCGAUGCUUCCGACAAAGUCACCUACGCCGAAAGUGUGUUCUACAACGUGAACCAAAGCUCCGAAUUGCUGCUGAAAAAUGCGCCACCACCUGCGAUCGAAGUGGUGCCCACUCGCCAAGCAAAACAGAAAUCCGACCUGGAGACUUUGUGCCAUUGCGUGCAAAAUAGGGACUUGUGCCGGCAAAAAACGCGCUUCUCCGAAGACGUGGUACCCGAACAGCAGGUUCUGGUACUCAACCGGUCGUUUUCCUCUUUGCCCAGGCUGGCGAACGUCGAGCAAGCGAUGCUGGACCGAACGCCGAGCUAUCAAUAUCACGCCCCGCCAAGACACAGCUACAUCUGUGAACAGAACCAGAGGAUAUUGAGGGAGAUCAAGACGGCCUCGUUGCGCCGAAUGCAAUCACCGGAAAUUAUCAAUAUUCAUCGCGGACCGAAUAGUGUUUUUUAUGACGCGUAUGGUGUUGAACAGUGCGUGGUUCGGCCCUGUGCCAUUCAAUGUGAGGAUUAUUCCAGCUUGAGGAGGGGACAAACGAUGAAAGCCACUAGAAGGAGCCAAGGAUUCCCGAGCAAUAAGCGGCGUCCCGACGGCGACGGCAUGGAUUCGAGCGUCGAAGAUUCGGGGCUCGAGUUUCCGGAGCGCCACCUGAUGGGGGACUGCCAGUACGCCUGCGACCACGUGGUUUACAGCCCAACCACCUACACUUGUUUGCAGGAUGAAAGAAUGUUCGCUCCAGCUCCGGAUGUUACGAGGAGAAUGGAAUCAACUGCGAACUUGUCCAAACCAGAACCUCCCGGCUCGCCUCCUUACUAUCGAUCCACCUCAGCAUCCAGUUCAAAUUCCGCAUCAUCUAGGGGUGGAUUGGACCUAACAGCAAAACAUUGGUGGAUUAUUGCUGUGGUUUUACUGUUAGCGGCAGCUGUUGGUGUUGGAGUGCCCAUCGCUCUUAAAAUCACUGCAGAGGCAUCAUUUGAGCAAAGACUUGAGGUGGCAAGCAGACUGCUCCAGGACACCCCCUUGAUCGAUGGGCACAACGAUUUGCCGUGGAAUAUUCGAAAAUAUGUGCACAACAGACUGAAGAGUUUCAAGUUUGAUGAAGAUCUUCAAGGCGUGGCUCCGUGGGCGACUAGUCCUUGGAGUCAUACCGAUUUGCCUCGGCUCGAACGAGGUCAUGUUUCAGCUCAAUUUUGGGCAGCUUAUACGCCAUGUGAUUCACAGAACAGAGACGCUGUUCAACUUACAUUAGAACAAAUCGACGUUAUUCGACGACUUACCGACUGGUACCAACCUCGAUUGGUGCUCUGCACCUCUUCAGAAGAUAUAAAAGCUGCACAUAAAGCGCAACAUAUAUGUUCACUCAUAGGGGUAGAAGGUGGACAUUCACUAGCUGGAAGUUUGGCCGUUUUGAGGAUGCUGUAUCAUGUGGGAGUUCGAUAUCUUACCUUGACUUCCACAUGCAACACUCCUUGGGCUGAUUGUUCACAUGUGGAUAAUCCAGGCAAUGCGCCCGAACAUGGAGGCUUGACGAGUUUUGGAAAAGUUGUGAUACGAGAAAUGAAUCGCCUUGGAAUGAUCGUGGAUUUGUCGCAUGUGUCCGUUGGAACCGUACAGGACGCUCUCGACGUUUCGGCAGCGCCCGUCAUCUUCAGCCAUUCGUCAGCUUAUGCGCUGUGCAAUUCCACGCGCAACGUUGCCGAUGAAACCCUACGCAAAUUAGCCCAAAAUGAAGGGAUAAUUAUGGUUAAUUUUUUUCCGGCGUUCCUGAGCUGCCGGGAAACGUCUACAGUAGCUGAUGCAGUUGCUCACAUCAAUCACAUAAGGGAAGUUGCUGGAGUGGAAAAUGUUGGUCUUGGAGCCGGAUUCGAUGGAAUCAACCUUGUAACGCAAGGGCUGCAAGACGUUUCCAGUUACCCGACACUUUUCGCCGAGUUAAUUGGCACGGGAAAAUGGACCGUGGAGGAUUUGCAAAAAUUGGCCGGAUUGAACUUUCUCAGGGUGAUGCAAAAAGUAGAGAAAAUAAGGGACGACCUAAAAAAUCUGCCACCCUAUGAAGACGUGCUGCCCAAGUCGAAACAAGGGCAUAGCAAUUGCACGUCCGAGGCAACUUUCUAGUGAAAAUUCAUUCAUAGUUAACAAAAUACAUUUCUGCACUUGGAGCUAUUGGCAAAUGUAACGUCCCCAAUAGUGUUCUUUAAACACUAAUAAGAGCUGAAGUCAAGGAUCGUCGUAAGUUGGUUUAAUAAAGUAUGGAAUUUUGUAUCAACUACGCUUUCCUCUAAUAACUUCCUGCUAAACUAAUUUUGUUUAAAAACAGUGCCGGGUUAUCACCUCUGAUCUCACUUUUUCAGGAGAGCUGAAUCCGGCACUGUUUAGCAACUUCCGCAGCAUUUUCGCUACAUCGUGUGUUAAGACACUUUUUUACGGAAAAACUAAAAAGGACACAAACAUUUUGCAAAUCCACGAAAUUCGAUCUUCUUUAUUCAAGACCGUUCUUUUUUAAUUUGCGCAUUUACGACAAUAAAUUAUAGGCCAAAUGAGGAAACUUUAUAGUAUUGCUCUUGUUGAAUCCAGCCUUUAAUUAAAACCAUGUAGUGCCGACUUUAGGCAGACAUUAAAGCAAGAGGAGGAAAAACAAGUUUUUGCCAAGUUUCUCGUUUCUUUUGUGUCGUAAUCGACUAAUUAAAGGAAACUGGAGCUUCGAAUUUCAUUCAAAUGUAUUCGUUUUUGCUGGAUAUUAGAUUAACAAAUGCAGAGAAAAUAUUAUAGGAUCAAAAUGAGAAAGAAUCGAGAC